Messenger RNA from Microplitis mediator, 1782 nucleotides. RefSeq names its product trichohyalin-like. Gene Ontology annotation, molecular function: zinc ion binding; nucleic acid binding. Bases 1 to 1782 code for a protein of 593 amino acids. The transcript has a single exon. Gene Ontology annotation, biological process: positive regulation of cytokinesis. The record is from RefSeq and is a predicted model, not a curated record. Lineage: Eukaryota; Metazoa; Arthropoda; Insecta; Hymenoptera; Braconidae. Gene Ontology annotation, cellular component: centrosome; spindle pole; microtubule.
AUGAAAAAGCAACCGGUAACCGGAUCCCAAACGUGGGUAUGGUCGCUUCGUAAGGACGCCCUUUUAAAAGAACUCGAGAAAUACCCAGUGAACAUCGAACCGCAGGCAACGUUAUCAGAAUUAAGAUUUCUUUUGCGAACGGAAUUAAAUAAAGCGAAAGCCGCGAACGCAGGUCGUGCGGGUCGGUACGAUAAAUUAUUAGUCGAUCUCGAUCGUUCCGAAGCCGAAUUGGACAACCUCGACAACUCAGACGACGGCGCGACGAUUGAAGACCCUGAGAACGACGACGAACACCCGUCAGACGAAGACCGGGGCAGUGUGGACCAAUCACCUGAGACAAGAAAUGCCCGACACCGACAAACCCGAGAAGAACAAAUUCGGGUUGAGAUUGAACGGGAAGAACGUGAGAGGUUUGAAAGAGAAGAACGAGAAAGAAUCGAGGCAGAAGAAAGGGAACGAAUGGAGAACGAGAGAAGGCAACAAGAGGAACGAGAUCGUCGAGCACGGGAAGCAAGGGAGCAAGCAGAGAGAGAACAGGCUGAAAGAGAACGAGCCGAGAGAGCAGCGCGGGAAGCAGCAGAGCGAGACGACCAAGAAAUACGUGAGCGUUUGCGACAAGAAAUCCGGGCACAACUCUUACGUGAACGCGAAGAACAACGGGCGCGUGACGCGGGUCGGGAAGAGAGAGAAGCGAGAGUGAGACGUGAGAAUGAACAGCGAGAGAGAGAAGAACAGGAAUUACGUGCUCGGUUGCGGGAAGAAAUUCGUGAGCAAAUAUUACGCGAAGAAAAUGAGCGACGCGAACGCGAAAACCGAAACCGGCGGACAGGUCACGAGUCCAUGGAAGUAGCUGAACCCAGAGCUGGUUCCUCAAGACAAGGAACCCCGUUACCAAGUCGCGCUCGACAGUCACUAUUGGUAGAUGACUCCGUCGAGCUUCGAAAGAGGGACUUGGUACGGAAAUGGGGCGUCGUAUUCAAUGGGGAACGCGACGUCCAGGAAUUCCUGGAACGGCUGGAAGAAUUGGCAGAAAGCUAUGGGUAUGAGAUGGACCACUUAGUGCCAUGCAUCCCGAUUUUGCUCCGGGAAAAAGCUCUCCUCUGGUACAGAAAUAACAAGAGGGAUUGGGUUUCUUGGGAAGACUUCGUAUCGGAUCUAAAAGCUUUUUACCUGCCUCCAGGACUCGAACUAGAGCUGGAAGAACAAAUCCGGAACCGCGUACAAAGAUCGACCGAAACCGCGGCAGAAUAUGCAACCAAAUUGCAAACACUAAUGAGAAGACACGGUCAAAUGUCAACCACAGCCCGUCUUACUCGUUUGUAUCAUAAUUUGAGACCUGAGUAUCGCCGAUACAUUAAACGUACGGAAUUUACCACUGUUCCGGAACUUUUACGACUCGCGGGUGAAUAUGAACAACUCGUCGCGCAGGAAAGAGCCCCUCCGGCCAAAGAAACCAAGCAACCACCCCGGAAACCGGUAAAGACCGCGACACAAGCACCACUCGAAAUUUUCGAGUAUAACUGGCGAGAGUGUUGUUGGAGAUGUCGACAACGGGGACAUACUAAGCCUGAAUGUACGAAUCAGUGGGUGAAAUUUUGCAUGCGGUGUGGUAAAAUGGGAACGUUUUCCCGAGAUUGUCCCUGCCCAAGACAGGGAAACGCCGAGAGGACCGGUACACGCUCCCAAACCCGGUCCGUGAUUCCCCCGGGAGCACAAAAUCAAACGAGCAACGCGCCGAGAAGCCCCGAGCCGAAGGCAGGCAAUUCCAGCCAACAGCCGUAA